AUGUCAGUCAGCGCAGAGGAGGUUGCCAAACACAACACCGACAAGGAUUGCUGGGUCAUUGUGGGGGACCAAGUGCUUGACGUCACCAACUUCCUCAGCCGCUCGGAUGCCGAUCAGUUCCUGUUGCAGCAUGUUACAAUGGUCUUGUACUUCUUGCAGACUUUGUACGAGGCAGGUGAGCACCCUGGCGGGAAGAAGUCCAUCAUGAUGUUUGCUGGCAAGGACGCCACUGAGGAGUUCGACAUGCUUCAUGACCGCAAGGUCAUUAAGAAAUACGGGAUCGACGAGGGAACUGUGGAGCUGAAGGGCACUAUCAAGAAGUGA
This is a messenger RNA of Cladocopium goreaui, 324 nucleotides long. The record is from the annotation of a GenBank genome assembly. NCBI's taxonomy places the organism in Eukaryota, Dinophyceae, Suessiales, Symbiodiniaceae.